Schistosoma rodhaini is the source of this 243-nucleotide messenger RNA. Lineage: Eukaryota; Metazoa; Platyhelminthes; Trematoda; Strigeidida; Schistosomatidae. The record is from the annotation of a GenBank genome assembly.
AUGACCGAUUCUUUUUCUAAUCCUUCUUUCUUUGCAUUGUGUAUCGUAUGUGAUCCAUUUGAGGUGUCUCUUUCUAUUAUUCUAUCUGCAGUACGUGCAAAGCUAGACACAGAUCUCAAGGAAACAUUUUAUUGUACCAAGAAAAGUUUGAAUGUUGAAAAGGCUCAACUUUUCAAGUUCAAUGUUUACCUGCCGCUUCGACCUUCAGUGCACUUGACACAUUUCCUUAUUAAUAAAUCGUAG